ACUACUGUCUGUAUACACCUAUACACACACACAAACCAAAAUCAUUUCCCUUUUUCCUAAUCAAAAUCCAUCUCAUUUCUUUCACCCACACAAACCGUGUCCUUUCACUACAAAACUUCAAAUUGGCGGCUACCACCAUCAUCUAUAUAUAUACAUACACAUACACACACACAUAUAUAUAUACACACACACAGUUAUGGCGGAGAUAAACGGCAGUUCACAACAAAACCGGCGAGUAAUACCACCAAUGAUAGCACUACCACAACAACCAUCAUUCGAAACUUUAUUCACUGGUGGACCCGGACCCGGACCCGGGUUUAGUCCAGGACCCAUGACUUUAGUAUCCAACUUCUUCUCGGAUCAUUACCCAGAUGUUGAUUGCCGCUCUUUUUCUCAGCUUCUUGCUGGUGCUAUGUGUUCCCCUGCAUCUCAAAUCUCACCACCCGCUUUAUUUGAUAAUAAUUAUAAUAAUAAUAAUAAUAUUAAUAGUGAUAAAAAUGAAAAAAAAUCAGGAGGUUUUAAGCAAAAUAAGCCAGUGGAUUUAGUAAUUGCACAAUCCCCAACUGGGUUUGUGUUUCCUUCUGUUUUUAGUCCUUCUGGGUUACUUAACUCACCUGGUUUUUACUCACCACUUCAGAGUCCAUUUGGAAUGUCUCAUCAGCAGGCGUUGGCUCACGUUACUGCCCAGGCUGCGUUUUCUCAAUCUUACUAUAAUCAUGUUCAGCCCGAAAAUCAGAAUUCUGGAACAGUUGUAUCUGAGCAAGUGCCACAGAUGGUCAAUGUAACUGAUACAAAAUCGGAACUUGAGGAUUCUCAAAUUGGAUCACCAGAUGACUUGUCGGUUUCUCAAUCUGACUUUAAUGAGCCUCAACAAGUAGUUUCUGUAUCUUCUGAUACUAGUGAUGGAUACAAUUGGAGAAAGUAUGGGCAGAAACAGGUGAAAGCUAGCGAGCAUCCUCGAAGUUACUAUAAGUGCACACAUGCUAACUGUCCCGUGAAGAAAAAGGUUGGUCGAUCUCUUGAUGGUCAUAUAAGUGAGAUUGUGUAUAAAGGUCAACACAAUCAUGAACCGCCUGUUCUUGGAAAACGGGGAAAAGAUAGCGCUGAAGUAAAAAAACCGAGUCAUUCUCAAAUGGAAAAACGCAUGGGAGAAGAACCAGUAGGUGCACGUGAUCAAGCAUCGAACCAGAUGACAAUGACAAGUGUUGAUCAAGGAUCUAAUUACUUAAUGAGAACAGAUCAAGCGUCUAAUCAAUUAAUGAGAUUUGAUGAGCCAGAUGAUGAACCUAAUCCGAAAAGAAGGAAUACUGAGGUUGGUGGGACUGUAUCUGGGCCUGUGCCUGUAUCUAUGCCCGGGCCUGUGGAGUCAAGUGUAUCUAACAAGAUGGUUUCAGAACCAAAAAUAGUGGUGCAGACAAGAAGUGAAGUGGAUCUUUUAGAUGAUGGAUUUAAGUGGAGAAAAUACGGUCAGAAAGUGGUCAAAGGGAAUACCAAUCCAAGGAGUUAUUAUAAAUGCACUUUUUCAGGAUGCACUGUGAGAAAGCAUGUAGAAAGGGCUCCAUCAGACCCGAAAUCUGUAGUAACAACGUAUGAAGGGAAACAUAAUCAUGAUAUUCCAGUAUCCAGGCAUCGAGGCUACAGUAACAACAGUGGUGGGGGUACAGCUACAAAACGCAAAGAAACCAAGUUAGAAAAUAAUGAACGACCAGUUCUUUUACAAAUGAAAGAAGAGAAAAUAACCGCCUAAGUGUGAAUGUGGUGCAUAAAAUAGAUGUUAUUGGGAAGUUCAUAUUGCUGCUAUAAUAGAAUUGGUACAUUUUGGAUAAAAGUUUCCAUUUCUUGUUUCUUUUAUUUUAAUGUUUGUGGAAAUAUAUAUGUACAAUUCGUUAUGCUGGUUGUAGCGAGUCCAACCUUACUCGCCCUAUUCUUUGUACACUAAGAUUGAGCUUUGUACUUUAAA
Messenger RNA from Erigeron canadensis, 1960 nucleotides. RefSeq names its product probable WRKY transcription factor 3. Gene Ontology annotation, biological process: regulation of DNA-templated transcription. The coding region runs from base 197 to 1747 and encodes 516 amino acids. Lineage: Eukaryota; Viridiplantae; Streptophyta; Magnoliopsida; Asterales; Asteraceae. Gene Ontology annotation, molecular function: sequence-specific DNA binding; DNA-binding transcription factor activity. The record is from RefSeq and is a predicted model, not a curated record. The transcript has 4 exons.